Messenger RNA from Polyodon spathula (Mississippi paddlefish), 3270 nucleotides. RefSeq names its product toll-like receptor 13. Gene Ontology annotation, molecular function: transmembrane signaling receptor activity; protein binding. Lineage: Eukaryota; Metazoa; Chordata; Actinopteri; Acipenseriformes; Polyodontidae. Bases 196 to 3057 code for a protein of 953 amino acids. The transcript has a single exon. The record is from RefSeq and is a predicted model, not a curated record. Gene Ontology annotation, biological process: immune response; toll-like receptor signaling pathway; inflammatory response. Gene Ontology annotation, cellular component: membrane.
CAUGAGAAGAUUCCUGUAUAUAUAAAGGCUGCCAUCCUUUGAUGUUCUUCCCAGAUGUGAAAGGCGAAAUAACCGCUUCUGAAAAGCCUUUAGCUAUCACCAGCAGCUUUCUCAUUCUGCUGCUGCCAACAGCUGCUAAUCCCUUUAGGACUCAUCUUUGUUAAAGGAAAAACAAAACCAAGGAGCUUAAAAAAAAUGGUUGGGACUUACUUCAUCUUUCUGAUCUUCCUCCUUAAUUGCUGGGUGAAGAUUAUGCCAACGUCUGGCUAUUCACUCAGAAACUGCACAGCCCACGGUGCCCUGAGAUUCACCGGUCUGAAACUGCUCUGUUUCCGUAAAAACUUGUACUGCGUGCCUCCAGAUAUCCCUCACAACACCAAGUUCUUGGAUAUUUCAUGGAACAAUAUAUCCCAGCUACGACAAGGAGAUUUCAGAAACCUAAUAUACCUCAUGGGCUUGAAUGCAUCUAACAACCAAAUCCACCACAUAGACAGGCAUGCUUUUAAAGACCUGACUGCGCUGCAGGUGCUGAAUCUCUCCCAGAACCACUUGAGAGCGCUCACAGAGGGCCUGUUCGAGGGUUUGGAAAACCUCACUGAGCUUCAGCUGGGCGGCAACCACAUACAAAAGAUUGAGACCUACACCUUUCGGUUUAUGAACAACAUCAAGGUCUUGGACUUGAGUGCAAACGCAUUGCUUCGAAUAGAGAGGGUCCAGCCUGUGUUCAGAGCCUCUAACUUGGAGCAACUGUAUCUUAGACAGAACAACUUCACAAGUUUCAACACUGAAGAUUUUUCAAAUGUUUCCUUAAAACUGAAAGUGCUCGACCUGUCUUUGAACCCUUUCAGAAACUUUAGCAUUACAACAAACAUCUUUCCCUGUGUCGUCUCUUUGAAACUCUUGGAUUCAGAAGAAGGACUGAACUGGAUGGUUGCGAACAAGUCUUUUCUGCAUAGUGUUAAGAAACUUUCACUGAGUGGUUUUCACACAGCAAAACCUGAAAUAUUAUCAGGGAUAAUAAAAAGCUUUGCUAACUCCUCUCUGAAAGAUCUCCAACUCGAUGAUUUCCAAUUGACAGAAGACAAAAUGUUCUUAAAUAAUGUCUGUCGCUUGCUCCCCAAACUACAGACUCUUGGCCUUAAAAGGAAUAAUAUUACUCUCCAGUACAAUCCAUUUGUCUACUGCUCGAUGGUGAGCCAUUUAGAUCUAUCAUGGGAGGGUCUGAAAUACACACCAGAGUCCUUGUUCAAAGGCAUGCAUAAUUUGCUCUAUCUGUCAAUGGCUCACAAUCAUCUUUCAGAUGUUCCCAGUGCUAUCCGGAAUGUCUGCACACUGCAAACUCUGGACCUUGGCUUCAAUCGCAUUGGCAAGUUGCAGCCCAGAGGCUUCUCCACAUUAAUGAGGUUGAAGGUUCUCAUCUUGGAUGGAAACAAUAUCAAUGCAAUGGACAGUGUACACUUUGAGGGCUUGGCUAACCUGGAGGAGCUCAGGGUUAAAAGAAACAACAUCCAGGAAAUCACAGGCUCAUGGUCAACCACUCUACGACGUCUGAGAUUCCUAGAUAUGAAAUUCAACAAGUUGGGCUACAUCAGUAAUGACAUCUUCCAAAAUAUGCAUUCUUUGAAAUCUCUUGAAAUGGUUGGCAAUCAUAUUUACAAAUUUGAUGUUGGUGCUUUCAAAGACUUAAGCAAUCUUAAAUAUCUGCAGCUCGGGAAAAACCCGCUGAAGGUGCAAUCUCUCGAAGAGGGAGAUGUGUUCGCAGGAAUGUCCUUACUAAAGUUGCUUAAACUCUUUGACUGCAAUCUUUGCUACAAGACCUCAGAUGAGCUCAAGCAACCUCCGUUUACAACUCUCAAAUCUUUGAUGUACCUCUCUAUCAAUAGCCAAGGUCCCAACUGCCUUGUUAGGAUUCCAUCAAACUUUCUGAAAGGGCUUAGUUCUCUCAGAGAACUCCAUGCUGGCCACCAAAACAUUGACUUUGUGCACCCUAAAACCUUCAGCCACACCCCCAAUUUGACUUAUUUGGACCUCAGUAACACCAUGAUCAAAGUACUAGAUCCCCAAAUAUUUCUCACAGUGCCAAAACUCUCGAUAUUGCACUUGAAUAAAGCCCAUCUACAGUCCUUGGACUUCUUGGUUCAUGCAAACCUUGCCAGGCUCAAGUUCCUUUCAGCCACAGCCAAUCAGUUCACUGUGGUCAAUGUGGCCCACAUCAAGGCCCUUCCCCUCCUCAGGUUCCUCAACUUGACGAACAAUCCCUUCAUCUGCAGCUGUGAAAAUGCUUGGUUCCAAAACUGGUCACUGCAGUACUCUAUGGCUCAAGUUCUCAACUUCUAUGAUAUUACCUGCAACUACCCAGCUAAGUACAAAGGAUUUAAACUUGCAGAUUUCAAUGUAGACUCUUGCAAACUGGACUACGAUUUUAUAUGCUUUAUUGUGUCCUCCACCCUUGUGGCUGUUACCAUGGUGUCCUCCUUCAUCUUCCACUUCCUCCACUGGCAACUUGUCUAUGCCUACCAUCUCUUCCAAGCGUUCUUAUACGACAGGAAGCAGAAGCCGUCCCGACGCUACGAGUUUGAUGCCUUUGUUUCGUACAACACGCACGAUGAGCCUUGGGUCCUGAGGGAGCUUCUGCCCAACCUGGAGGAGGGCCGUGGCUGGAAGCUGUGUCUGCACCAUCGAGACUUUCAGCCCGGCAAGCCCAUCAUUGACAACAUUGUGGACAACAUCUACAAGAGCCGCAAGACCCUCUGCAUCAUCAGUCGCCACUACCUGGAGAGCGAGUGGUGCUCCAGGGAGAUCCAGGUGGCCAGCUUCCGUCUCUUUGACGAGCAGAAGGACGUGCUGGUCCUGGUGUUCCUGGAGGACAUCCCUGACUGCCAGCUCUCCCCCUACCACAGGAUGAGGAAGCUGGUGAAAAAGAAGACCUACCUGAACUGGCCCAAAUGUGAGGAAGAAACCAGACUGUUCUGGCACAAGCUGAACACAGCACUGGAGACCCGAGAAGAACCCGAUGGAGAAAAUCCGAUUCUAACUGGCUUAGAGGCGUUUGACUAAACAAAUAUCUUCCUCCCUUUGGUAACCUUGUAUAUUUAAUCAUUACCCAUUUUCUCACAUCCCCCUGUGAUAUCAAAUGUACCAUUCAUAUCUGUGAGCAGUGAAUCCUAAUAUGCUAAUGAUGCUAAAAUGACACAAACAUUCAAUGGGUCUUCCUCUUAACAGAGGCUUCUCCCUCAAUUGUUUAUCUGAUUUUCUUUUCUAUUUGUUUUU